AACUGGAACAAGCAUUUAAUUUGGAGUAAUAAUAACUUUGGUUAAUACACCAUAUAUGAUGUACUAUAUAUCAACAUGUUGCACAACCAAGCUAGCCUAGAACUUUCAAGGAAACCUCAGAGGGCUUCUUUCGAUUCUGAGAUAGAAACCUACACAAUCAUCACUACAGGCUUUGUCGGCGGUUCCCUCUGUAAGAGAGAACAAAGACAAGGGAGGCAGCGAACAUGACAGAGAAAACAACGUUUGAUUCCAACGAAAAUUUGGGGUAUGCAAUUGCGCGAGUAGAGAAAGAUAGCCCUGAGACUGUAGUCGCCAAAGUCCGUCUCAUGAAAGCACUCGUUCAAACACGGGAUCCCUCUUCUAAGGAAGAGGAUGAUUUGUCAUUUAGAAGAUUCCUGCGCGCCCGUGAUUUAGAUGUGGAAAAGGCUUCGGCAAUGUUCCUCAAAUACUUGAAAUGGAGACACUCUUUUGUUCCAAAUGGUUCUAUAUCUCUGUCAGAGGUUCCAAAUGAACUUGCACAAGACAAGAUGUUCGCCCAAGGACAUGAUAAGAUAGGUCGACCUAUAACUAUUGUCUUCGGUAGAAAUCAUUUUCAAAACAAAGAUGGCGGUCUCGAUGAAUUCAAACGGUUUGUAGUCUAUGGUCUUGAUAAACUAUGUGCAAGUAUGCCACCUGGGCAAGAGAAAUUUGUAGGUAUAGCAGAACUUCAGGGAUGGGGAUACUCAAACAGUGACAUGCGUGGAUACGGGAGUGCUCUAUCUAUUUUGCAGGAUUAUUACCCCGAAAGGUUGGGCAAGUUGUUUAUUGUCCAUGCACCAUAUAUUUUUAUGACAGUGUGGAAAAUUAUUUACCCCUUCAUUGACAACAAAACCAAGAAGAAGAUAGUAUUUGUGGAGAGCAAUAAAGUGAAAUCAACACUGCUAGAAGACAUAGACGAAAGUCAGCUUCCAGAGAUCUACGGUGGCCCACUACCAUUAGUCCCGAUUCAGGAUAGCUGAUUAUGUGACCACUGCCAAAAUAAGGAUAUAAUCAGCAAAAGAAAUGAAAUAUUAACUAAUGCUUCUAUUUCCUAUUUAUGUUUUCGUUUGGCAUUUUCUUUUUACUCGUAUCAUUUUACACAUUUGUGUAAGGUAUCAUUAGUAAAAGAUUUGAGUAAAAUAAGAUGCUCAGGUUGUCUCAGCAGAUACAUUCAAAGGAAACAAACGAAACUUAGAGCAACGGAUAGUAAAAUUUGAUGUGGGCUAUGAUGCAGAAUGCUAUUUCACAUGAACCUGGUCAUUGUUUACACUUUCAAAGGAGAAAUUCAGAUCUAGUAGUAUUUAAGAAUCUACUUUGUGCCAUCCAUGUAGAGCUGGGUAUAUGGAUUUAAUCUCGCGGGUCAAGCUGUUUAACAUGAGGGUUAUUAAAUGGGUUAAGAU
This is a messenger RNA of Abrus precatorius (Indian licorice), 1418 nucleotides long. RefSeq names its product phosphatidylinositol transfer protein 3-like. Lineage: Eukaryota; Viridiplantae; Streptophyta; Magnoliopsida; Fabales; Fabaceae. Bases 225 to 998 code for a protein of 257 amino acids. The transcript has 6 exons. The record is from RefSeq and is a predicted model, not a curated record.